This is a messenger RNA of Seminavis robusta, 4074 nucleotides long. The record is from the annotation of a GenBank genome assembly. NCBI's taxonomy places the organism in Eukaryota, Bacillariophyta, Bacillariophyceae, Naviculales, Naviculaceae.
UCCAAAGAAAAAAGUUGACAAUGGCUGAAGGCCGUCACUCAUUCUUUCUCUCUGUCCAACUCCUCUGCCCUUUCAGCCUCGUGAUAGCCCAGUCUUCUCGUGUUGUACAGUGAGAAUACAAGAACCAUGUACAGCCGAGGGUCUGCAUACUCGAGUGGAGGCGGCAGCUACAGCUACAACAGUGGCACGAGCCACAACUAUCCUCCCUCGUCAGCCAGCUACUAUGGCGGCAACCACAACCACCACAACAGCAACAACGUGAACAACCACAUGAGCAAUACGGGCUAUGGUAACUCGCAAGCGUACGCCACGGCAGCGGAUGCUGCCAAUCAUGCCAAUGACAACAACAGUCAAACAUCGACGCGCGUCUUGUUGGCCAACGGCGCCAAGUUUGGAGCGUGCUGUUGUCGAACCACCACUUCCACGACGCAGUCGUUGUGGGCAUCGACCAAAGAACGAUUUCUGUCUCCCGUCAGUCACGCCUUUUUGAGUUCGUCCUAUUGGCGCGUGUUGCUAGUCUUUGGCAAUUUUAUAUUGCUGUUUGGAAGUCCCAUUCAAAUGUUACUCUUUCCACCGGCACUGGAUCCCGUCAUGGACGUCUUGUAUACGCUCGUACUAGUGGCCUUUUUGGUCGACAUGAUCUUUCGAGCCGUCGUCGUGUCGGGCUAUUUUGGCGUCGAUCUCAAAAUGAUUCGAAAAAGUGCCGAUGGAUAUCACUACAUGUUUGCAUGGCCGCAUAUGGGCAGUUUUCUCUUUUGGUGUGAUUUAUUCUCCACACUCACGCUGUUGUGGGAUAUUUCCUUUACCAAUCCACGCAAUUUUGAUAUCGAGACAUUCUAUGUCGAUCUAGAAGCCAAUCUGGCACUUGCCAACGGAAGUUUGGAAAAGAUCAACAACAAUAAUCCCUGGGAAUUCAAUUGGCCCCUCAUGAUUACCAUUCUCAAAACAGCCCGGGUCGUUCGCUUUGUACGAUCGCAAGCUGUCUCCAAUCUCAUUUCCAAAGUCAAUUGGUACUAUCCCAUGCAACGACUCACGGCACUCUGCAACUAUCUCAAUUGCUGUCCCAAUCGAAGACGCUUUCGAGAACUGGAAGAAGAUCACGAUGAUACCGUCAAGAAUCCCAAAACAACACACAUGAUUCACAGUGGCACUCACACUCAUACCAACUUGAUGGUCUCCACCAAAUCCACGUCCUCCAGUGGCAAACAGGAUCGUUCCAAUCGCAUUUCCGGAUCGGGCAAUAAUAAUAAUAAUGUCUUGGAUGCCAUGGAUCAAGCCAUGAACAGUUCCAAAACCAGUCAUCAUACGGGCGCUGGUGGUCCCGAAGAUCAUCGACGAGCAUCGUGGGGUGCCGGCAUUGGUGUUGCCAUUGCCAUUAAAGCUCAACGAUUGGCCAAUGCCGAAGAAUCUCCCAAAACACUUGGACAAAAAAUGAAACAAUGGGUGGCAAACAAUCUAUUUGGCAAGAGUCAACGCGAAAUUCAAAAACAACAAUUAUUGGCGGCGGCCAAGAUUCAACGAGCAUGGCGACGCUAUCGCGAUCGCAAGACCGGGCUCAGUAGUAACAAUUCGGGAAGUCCUUCGGAUCUCUUUCAAGAUGAACAAUUGUUGGGUCAUGGAUUGGGAUUGGCGGCGGGAGGGAAAUCGUCCGUCGCCGAAGGUGGUAGCGGUGGUGGCAAGUGGACAUCGUCCCUUUCCAAAACGAUUUCCGCCAAGAAAAAGUUAGUGCCCAAGACGUUGCGCAAAAUGAGUAUUUAUCCCGGUAUGGAUGCCGCUGGUGCGGCCGCGUCGCGUGUGGCACAAAAGUUGAAAUAUGCGGCCGGUGGCGAGUCGGCGGCCGAAUCCCAAGUCGGUGGUGCCAUGCGAGAAUUGACCGGACAACGUGUCGCCAUUGGCAUUUUGGUGGCGUUGCUCUUGACAGCGACGUUUACGUACGUCGAAUACGACUCGACCCGCAGUGCCACCAUGGUGAUUCUACAUGCGCAAACAACCGGGACCAGUAUCAGUCGGGAUGGGAGUACGACCGUGACGCGUCCGCCACCAGCCAGCUGGAUCCAAACGGCAUUGGCGGCGGCGAGAACUUCGUCGAUUCCUGAUUUGUAUCAAUUCAAUGCGUCCAAUCUCGAAGGAGACGAUGGGAUUGAAACGUUUGAAUUUGAGGUGGACGAAAACGACGACAAUGACUUAAGGAAUCGGGAAAAACUCAUGGUGAUUAUUAAGAGUACCAAUUGGACCGAUCCCAACAAUCGGACCAUGACCAGUGUUGGAUGGUUUGCCUAUCAGAAGGAACGGAAAAAUGAAGCACUCGUACAGCUCAUGUCGACCAUUUUCAUUUUGCUAUUGUGGUUGUUUGGUGUCACGGCGUUUGCGGGACCUGUCAUGGUGUUGGUUGUGCUGCCGAUUGAACGAAUGGUGCGCUUGUUGGGGAUGCUCAUGGUGGAUCCUUUGGGGUACCAGAGUACUUCCCAGUACCGUCGAUUCGUGAGGGAAGAAGACGAACUGACCAAGAAUACCCGUUGGACCAAAGAGGUUCUCAAGGGAAUGGAAACCAGCUUUCUCAUGUCCACCAUUCUAAGAAUUGGAAGUCUCAUGAAGGUUGGAUUUGGAAGCGCUGGAGUGGAAAUCAUUCGAAAGAACUUGGAGAAGAGGCAGGGUGGCAGUGUCAAUCUACAAACUUCCAAGGGUGUGACUGUGUCUUGUAUCUUUCUCUUUUGCGAUAUUCGACAGUUCACAGAUGCGACCGAAUGCCUACAAGAAGAGGUCUUUGUGUUUACCAACCGUAUUGCCGCUGUCGUACAUUCCAAUUGUCACAGCUUUGGUGGCAGUGCCAAUAAGAAUGUCGGGGAUGCCUUUCUGUGUAGUUGGCUGUUGGACGACCCACCCAACGAUGGCUUUGAUGGCGACGAAGAAUUGUUCGCCCGGAGUAACCAAGCCGACAAGUGCCUCAUGUGCGUCGUCAGGAUCAUCAUGGCGUUGCAUCAUGAUAACUACUACAUUGAAACCAUGAGUGAAGCACCGCGCCAACGGUUGCUCAACAAGCUCAAGAAGCGCCCCGGUCCGGUGGUUCAGAUGGGAUGCGGUCUUCAUGCUGGAAAGGCAGUCCAAGGUGCCAUUGGUUCCGAGCGUAAGAUUGAUGCGACUUAUGUCUCGGAAGCUGUGGAAAUGUCAGAGUUUCUAGAGUCCUCCACCAAAAAAUACGGCUUGAAAAUGCUCAUGUCCAAUGCCUUUUACAAGUUGAUGCACUCGAACAAUCGGCAACGUUGUCGUCUCGUGGAUCAAAUCGUUAUGCCCAGCGACGAAGAGGACGAAGAUGACCUGGGAGCAAUGUACGAACGCGAUGACAUUGUGGAGCUCUACACAUUCGACAUGGAUGUGGAUGCCUUGUGGAAAGCUCCAGCCGCGGCACAAAAGAGUACAGGUGCUGGUGUCGGCGGAGGCACGGGCGCCAGCAAACAGGAGAUGGAUGGCGGCAGCAUGUCCGAUGCCGACUCUCGUCAGGGCAUUUCUGAUCGACGUGGAGAACUGAAAAAGGUGUUGUCCGCCCAACGAAACCCCGGCUCGACGACGAGGCUGACGCGGCCGGGACGUCGUAUGAGCAUUACAACCAUGCUCCACAGCAAGAGCGUUGUCAAUUCGAGUAACAAUUCGCAAGGACUGAAGAACGCGAAUUUGGAUAAUUCCGUUCACGAAGCCCUCGGAGGGGGCGGUGGUGCCGGUGCCACGGAGCACAAUUCCGCCGCCAUGAAGCCGCCCAAUUCGGACCCCAAGGAAGGGGCUCCCGAAUUCCGCAAACCAGAGUUGAUCCUUCCCACGGGUCCUGCGCUCUACACUCCAGCGAUGUGGCGUACCAAUACCAUGUUUCGCAUCCGCAAGAAGUACUUGGAUGGUUUGUUCUUCCACAACUACAGCACUGGAUUGCAAUCGUUUUACCAUCGCGAAUGGGAUCGUGCUACUCAAAGUUUCAAGGCGAUUCUGGAUAGUUUCGAAGAUGGUCCGUCGAGAUAUUUCCUGAAUCAGAUUGAGAAGAAUGGAGGCAAGCCACCGCCCAACUUCAAGCCCUACGGAAUAGCAUAG